CAAGAAACAGCUAUUAUAUCAGACUAUGUUUUUGCAAGCACUAAAAAGAUCAACCGCUAAAAAUACUGCGACGGGUAAUACAAGACCCAGCUAUCAACUGGCAUCAAGAAGAAGAACAGCAGCAGCAGCAGCAGCAGGCUGCUACUUCAACCAAUCCAAGCGUACCAUGUCGGCGUUUUCAAACAUGGCCGACAACGAUCCCGACACUCUUGAAACCGAAAAGUCCAAGGUGCACACCAAGAAGGAUUGGAAUGGAAAGCUGGCAUCCUACAGCGAGGCGGUGAUUAAGGCGGAACAGGAUGACGACCAUGCGAUAGACAAAUUGCAGGAGGAGUCGGUGCAGGUGUUGGUCCAUGGCAAGGAUGGUCAAGGGAUCCUGUAUCACAACAACACCUCGACAACAACAUCUUGCUAUACUACUGUCCAUGACAACAACAACAAGCAAUAAUAAAAUUGUAUCAUAUCUUUUUCGCCAAGCGAUCUUAAAAGAUGAUGAUUGUGCAUGAUAUUAUGACUGCCAGACAUGCCCAUCAUUAGUAUGAUUACCCGCUACAGUAAUGGGCGAGUGCUAUUAUCAUACUAUCAUCAUUAGCGGUAUCGACCGAGCGGUGGGUGUGCCAAAUCAAGAGCUGAUCUCCACGCUGGUGCAAAAAAUAGCAACAAGCUGCGAGAACCAAAAGACCGUCAAACAAUUGCAUCACAACAGCAAGAGCGUAAAGUUUAAUUUACUAUUGCAACUUUGUGUCUGUGUGACCGUAUGCCUUACAUGGGCAAAAU
Molecule: messenger RNA, 777 nt
Organism: Zychaea mexicana
Lineage: Eukaryota; Fungi; Mucoromycota; Mucoromycetes; Mucorales; Lichtheimiaceae
Exons: 2
Coding region: 26-448 (140 amino acids)
Source: RefSeq, a predicted model, not a curated record